Molecule: messenger RNA, 237 nt
Organism: Funneliformis geosporum
Lineage: Eukaryota; Fungi; Glomeromycota; Glomeromycetes; Glomerales; Glomeraceae
Source: the annotation of a GenBank genome assembly
AUGGAAAGAAUUCACCAAAUAUUGGUAGAUAUGAGGGAAAGAUUUUCUCAUUGUAGCAAGAAUAUUGAACAAGAUUUAAGAGAAUUGAUUAGUAGACAGUUAAGAAAUCAAUUUAUGACUGUUUGUUUUCAACAUAGCCUUAUGCACAACUAUAAAUGGGAAGGUAAAGAAAAUCUAGAAAAUGUAGUUGAAAGAAUUAUUAUAGAUUACUUUGAAAACACUAAGAAGCAAGAUUGA